Messenger RNA from Macadamia integrifolia, 1239 nucleotides. RefSeq names its product probable alpha-mannosidase At5g13980. The transcript is spliced from 8 exons. Gene Ontology annotation, molecular function: alpha-mannosidase activity; carbohydrate binding. The record is from RefSeq and is a predicted model, not a curated record. NCBI's taxonomy places the organism in Eukaryota, Viridiplantae, Streptophyta, Magnoliopsida, Proteales, Proteaceae. Gene Ontology annotation, biological process: mannose metabolic process. Bases 1 to 867 code for a protein of 288 amino acids.
AUGGGCAACUUGUGUCUCCUGUAUAGCUUUGUUAGCUUAAAGGGUAGCUUGGACGACUUUCAUGAAUUUAGCCAACUGCUCAGGUUGGAUGUAGGUGCUAGGAGGGUCAGACAUAUCCUGAUUAAUCUUGGAAUUUACAUGGUAGAUAAUAGGACCGAGUUCUCAGUAUUGGUGGAUCGAUCAGUGGGCGGAUCCAGUAUGGUGGAUGGACAAGUUGAGCUGAUGCUUCAUAGGAGGUUGCUUCAUGAUGAUUCUAGAGGUGUUGCCGAGGCUUUAAGUGAACAGGUCUGCAUUCUAGAUGAAUGCACAGGACUAAUAAUCCAAGGAAGUUUUUAUCUCAGAAUUGACCCUCUGGGUGAGGGUGCUAAAUGGCGACGUUCAGCUGGACAAGAAAUAUAUUCUCCAUUUCUCUUGGCCUUCACAGAACAGGCUGGAGGUAACUGGACAAGUUCUCAUGUAUCAACCUUUUCAGGAGUGGAUCCCUCCUACAAUUUACCAGAUAACGUUGCACUUUUAACUCUCCAGGAGCAUGAAGAUGGAAACGUUCUCCUUCGGUUGGCACAUCUAUAUGAGAUGGGAGAGGAUAAGGACCUUGCAGUGAUGGCAAGCGUGGAUCUCAAAAUGCUGUUCCCUAAAAAGAAGAUUAUUAAAGUAGUGGAGAUGAACUUAUCUGCUAAUCAAGAAAGAGCAGAAAUGAAGAAGAAGAGACUAGAAUGGAAUGUUGAAGGUGCUCCAAUGAAUGAACCCAAGGCGACAAGGGGAGAGCCUGUUGAUCCUGCAAAGCUAGUGGUGGAGCUGGGUCCUAUGGAAAUCCGCACCUUCAUCGUCACGUUUGAUUACAUUUUCCUCAAUACCAUUGAUCCUUGAAAGGCUCAAAAAUGAUUUGUUGAUUCCUGACAGAUUCCAAGAAAUGCUGUUCUCUUUUGAAGUGAAGAAGCACGAUUCUUGGUGAUCCUAAUUCACUCCGUCCCAUGUUGCACCUCCCAAGUAAUGUUUGCUCACUCAUGUGCCCAGAAGAAAGUUGACCUCUCUAAUUUCUCAAUGGAACUGAAUUGACAAUCUUUACUGCUUGAAAUGUAUUAUUCCAGUCUUCAAAUUUCAUCCAUGGUAAAUUGGUCAUGAAGCACGCAAUACUUCAGACCAUGAACAGCAUCGUUCUAGAAACAUAAGCUCAGUUUCUACCCCAAAAUAAUAAAUAAAUAAAUAAAAUGAGAAAUAUAAGCUCUUUGUUUAAGUAAA